Mytilus trossulus (common blue mussel) is the source of this 987-nucleotide messenger RNA. RefSeq lists its product as uncharacterized. The transcript is spliced from 4 exons. Lineage: Eukaryota; Metazoa; Mollusca; Bivalvia; Mytilida; Mytilidae. Gene Ontology annotation, cellular component: neuron projection membrane. The coding region runs from base 135 to 611 and encodes 158 amino acids. Gene Ontology annotation, biological process: synapse organization. The record is from RefSeq and is a predicted model, not a curated record.
ACAACUGACAAAAUUUGUAUGGCAAUAUAUGAAAAAAACUCAUUGUAAAACGAAGUUAAGAAUUUUAUGUGUUUGUUGCUAAAGAACUGCAUUCAAGUACUAAAAAAACCUUAGCAAAAGACAACAAUUGUGUAAUGGAAUUAAAUAUACUGGGGAUAAUUACAAUUGAACUCCUUAUGACAGCUAUCAGAGUUGCACCAAGUAGUGUGGAUAUUCCUGUUACCAACGUAUCAUCUAUUGUUGGAGGCACAGUUUCUCUACGUUGUGCUGUUAUUUCAUCAGGCAUAAGAACCGUAACAUGGAGACGAAAAAUCGAUACCUUUAUGUAUCCAUUAGCUGUUGGUCGGAAUGUGUAUUCAACAGAUUCACGGUUAUCUGUUAAAGCAAAGCACGGCUGGGCUUUGAUUAUAAAAGAUGUCACUCAAAAUGAUGAAGGAGAAUACGAAUGUCGAGCUAAAUCAAAAGGGAGUAACUUAAAAGGACUUGUUUUACUUAAGGUUAAAGGUGCAGAAUCAAGACAGAACGUCGUCACAUCGCACUCCUAUAGGUCUUUUAUAGACAUACUAUGCAUAAUGAUAGCAUUGGUCGUGCAUCUUCAAGACAUAUUUUAAACCAUGUUUAAUUUACACAACAGCAAAUGUGUUUUCAGAACUGUCCUUGACUGUUAUCUUUUUAAUCAGUGUACAGAAAAUAUCAAGAGAUUGUCAAGUAAAUUUGAUAAUCAGAAUUAGCAAAGGGAAGGAAAAUUGUCUAUCUGACUUUACUGCUUUGAAUAUGUGUAUCAUGUUCGGUGCCUUCAUCCUGACUUUUAGUUCAUGUAGCAUAGAAAAUUCAACAAAGAACUAUGUAGAAGAUUUGGAGGUAUCAACUUAUAAGCCUUGUGAACAUAACGAAAGAAAAAUUGAUUAUCUCUUCACACGUUUAUAGUGCAUAUUAUCAAUAAAAUGAAGCUUUUUAUUCCACUUUGGAUUAAAGGAACUUUGAAAG